Molecule: messenger RNA, 1046 nt
Organism: Nylanderia fulva
Lineage: Eukaryota; Metazoa; Arthropoda; Insecta; Hymenoptera; Formicidae
Biological process (GO): NADH dehydrogenase complex assembly
Source: RefSeq, a predicted model, not a curated record
CUCGUCAAAUGUCAUUCAUAACCAAAUGUCAAACAUUGCAGAUUACAUGUCAGAGAAUGUCUAGCAGUGUUGACAUUCCAUUGUCUGCAUCGUUGAAGGGCAGUCAAAGAUUCAAUUCAGCUUAUUGAUUUAACAUUGUGUAUUAUCUCUUGAAAAUAACAUCUUCAAACACACAUGAAUUUACGAAAUAUCGUCGUUCUUAUCCUGAUAUGUGCAUCGUGUCACUUCACAAGAGGGGACAAAAUGAUGCUGUUUGACUUCACAAGUGCGCAAAGCGUGGACGAUUGGCGGGAAAUGUCUGACACUGUGAGAAGUGUGGGAAAAUCGAAAGCUGUGUUGACAUUGCAAACAAGCCAGCUGUUCCAGAGAGCGAUCUUCUUCACAUUGCUGAAUCCGCAACCAAAUGGGGCUGGUUUUGCUGGUGUCAGAAAGUCAGUAAAUCUCGACCUGUCCAUAUUCAAGAAUAUUGAAAUCGUUUGCCGAGGGCAGGGGCAAAAUAAUCAUUACAAAAUCAAUCUCAAGCACCGAGGACAGAGUUCCAAUGAGGAUCUCACCUAUGAACAAUUCUUUACGGUACCAAUAUCGGAUGAUGAAUGUUUCACAAUAACGUUGCCUCUGAAAGACUUCAAGCCUUAUUAUCGUGGACGCGAAAUUCCGGAUGGCGAGCCUCUGGAUACAGCAAAUAUUACUCUGUUUGAAUUUCAAAUUUAUGGUGGUGUUUAUUCUUCAAUUAAACAACGUGGAGUAUCAGCAUUAGAGAUAGAAACUGUAUCAGUUUCUUCCUAAAAUAUUUUAGUCAUGUUGAAAAAUAUAAAUUACAUUUUAUAUAUGCAUCUAUAGAAUUUGUAGUUUUGAGAAAAACAUUGUGCUAUACAUAUAUGACACAAACAUAUAGCUAAUCUCUACAUUUGACUUUUAUAUAAUUGUUACAUUUUUGUAAUUAUAUAUAUAUUAACAACAAAAGUUCGAUAUUAUAAAUGCCUGGUGUUAAACUGUCAUGUUACCAAAAAAAAUAAAUAAACAUUUUAUAUAACAUAAUAAUAUAA